This is a messenger RNA of Punica granatum (pomegranate), 3176 nucleotides long. The record is from RefSeq and is a predicted model, not a curated record. Lineage: Eukaryota; Viridiplantae; Streptophyta; Magnoliopsida; Myrtales; Lythraceae.
UGGACUUUGAUUCAUAACAGAAGAAAGAUUUCCUGAAAACAGCAGUUGUCUCUUGCCCCGGACAAACUGUUGUUCUUCGUUCGAUCUCUGUCCCCUCAAAGAACUUCCACACAAACCCCAUUAAUCGCGCAUUGUAUAAUAAUAAUACUCCACGAGGACGACUAAUUAGAUGGGUGGUGGCAGCACCCGGCUAUUACUUUUCUAACCUCCCGAGAUCUCUUUUCAGUUUGUGCGGUGGCGGUGGCUUCUCGGUGAUACCAUCCGGAGACAGGCGAGACGGACUUGCCGUGAGGCCCCAACCGCGUGAUCAGUUGGUUUAUUUUUUUGCAUGAUCGGUUGAUGAAUCAUGGCCACGAACGAGACGAAAGUAUGCCCCGCGGCGAUGAAGGCGACCUCGAACGGGUCAUUCCAGGGAGACAGCCCCCUCGACUAUGCCCUCCCUCUCGUCAUCCUCCAGAUAUGCCUGGUGGUCGUUUUCACGAGGUCGCUUGCCUUCCUCCUCCGGCCCCUCAGGCAGCCCCGAGUGAUCGCGGAGAUCAUUGGAGGAAUUCUUUUAGGGCCAUCAGCGUUAGGGAGGAGUGAGAAGUUCCUGCACACGGUGUUUCCAUCAAGGAGCAUGACCGUCCUGGACACCAUAGCCAACAUAGGGCUGCUCUUCUUCCUGUUCCUAGUGGGCCUCGAGCUUGACAUUCGGGCCAUCCGUCGGACCGGGAAGAAGGCCCUCGGUAUAGCACUCGCAGGGAUAAGCCUCCCCUUUAUCCUCGGAAUUGGGACCUCGGUGGUCCUGCGGUCCACUAUCUCCAAGGGGGUCAGCCAGGGUCCCUUCCUCGUCUUCAUGGGCGUGGCCCUGUCCAUCACUGCGUUCCCCGUCCUCGCACGUAUCCUGGCUGAGCUCAAGCUCCUCACCACCGACGUGGGCCGCAUCGCCAUGUCGGCGGCGGCGGUCAACGAUGUGGCUGCAUGGAUCCUGUUGGCCCUGGCCAUCGCCCUGUCUGGCUCCAACACCUCCCCACUCGUCUCUCUUUGGGUCCUCCUCUGCGGGGCCGGGUUCGUUAUCUUUGCCGUCGUGGUCCUCAAGCCUGCCCUGGCCCUCAUGGCCAGGCGAUCUCCUGAAGGUGAGCCGGUCAAAGAGCUCUACAUCUGCAUCACCCUCUCCCUUGUGCUCGCCUGCGGGUUUGUGACCGACACCAUCGGCAUCCACGCCCUCUUCGGAGCAUUCGUGGUUGGGAUUAUCGUCCCAAAGGACGGGCCAUUUGCAGGGGUCCUCAUCGAGAAGAUUGAGGACAUCGUCUCAGGCCUCUUUCUCCCGCUCUACUUCGUGUCCAGUGGGCUCAAAACCAACGUCGCCACCAUCAGCGGGGCCCAGUCCUGGGGACUUCUCGUGCUCGUGAUCUUCACCGCCUGUUUCGGGAAGAUUGUAGGGACGUUAUUGGUUUCUCUGCUCUGCAAAGUGCCCUUCAAGGAGUCACUUGCCCUGGGGUUCCUGAUGAACACCAAGGGGCUUGUGGAGCUCAUUGUCCUCAACAUUGGCAAGGACAGAAAGGUCUUAAAUGACCAGACAUUUGCAGUCCUAGUCCUCAUGGCUCUCGUUACCACCUUCAUCACGACCCCCAUAGUCAUGGCUGUCUAUAAGCCGGCUCGUAGAGGGGCGUCCUACAAGCACAAGACGAUCCAGCGCAAGGACCUUGAAACUGAGCUGCGCAUGCUCUUAGCCUUCCACAGCACCAGGAACAUCCCCACCAUGAUCAACCUGAUUGAAUCAUCCCGUGGGACCCGCAGAAAGGGUCGCCUGUGUGUCUAUGCCAUGCACCUGAUGGAACUGUCGGAGCGGUCCUCAGCUAUCUCCAUGGUCCACAAGGCUCGGCGAAAUGGGCUCCCAUUCUGGAACAAGAUCCGAGAUGAUCAAGAUCAGAUGGUCAUCGCGUUUGAGGCCUACCAACAGCUGAGUGCAGUCACUGUCCGGCCCAUGACCGCCAUCUCCGCCCUGAGCACGAUUCAUGAAGAUAUCUGCACAAGUGCCCACCAGAAGCGGACUGCCAUAAUCCUCCUUCCAUUCCACAAGCACCAGCGGCUUGAUGGGACAAUGGAGUCCUUGGGCCAUGCAUUCCAGUUCGUCAAUCAGCGAGUCCUGCGUUAUGCCCCUUGUUCAGUUGGGAUCAUUGUGGAUCGUGGCCUUGGCGGGACGACCCAGGUCUCCGCCAGCGAUGUCUCAUACGCGAUUGUUGUCCCGUUCUUUGGUGGUAGUGAUGACCGAGAGGCCCUGGCCUAUGGUGUUCGCAUGGCUGAGCACCCGGGAAUAAUGCUCAAUGUCAUGAAGUUCAUUGUCACCUCUGGGACUGGGAUUGUAGCCCAGAGACAGAACAGCAACAAUGACAUUCUCCCAGAUGACAGCCUCAACAACGACGAGGCCAUCUUCUCGGAGCUUGCUUCUAGUAAGAAUGAGUCUAUCGUAUGCGAGGACAGGGUUGUUGGAAGCAAGGACGACAUACUUGCUGCCCUCAAGUCAAUGAGCAAGUGCAACCUCUUCAUAGUUGGGAGGAGCCCCUCAACUGCCCCAGUGCUUGUGGAAAGGGCCCGCAGCGACUGCCCGGAGCUGGGUCCAGUUGGGAGCUACCUGGCCUCGUCAGAUUUCUCCACCACCGCCUCAGUCCUUGUCAUCCAGCAGUACAACCCCGCUGCCAACCUCCACCCACUGGUGGAGGAACGGGACAACGCAGAGGUCUAUGAUGUCCCAGACACACCGGUAGCUUCACAUUCGCCCCACACCCACAACAUGGUUUAAGAAUUCACAUCCAGUGUUGUUAUCUGUAAUAUUACAAGCUUAGAUAGAAUGGAAGAUAAGGCUUUAAGAUUGGAAUAAUGAAGGUGCCCUGUUCCAGGAUGAGGAAUGCUUCGUCGCUAACCCAACACAAGGAGCACUAAUAACCAGUGCAAAGCAGUUUUUAUUCGAAAAGCAUAAAAGCCAAGUCAUAUAGAUUCUAUUGUGUUCGGGUUCAAGAGGAGGAGAAUGAUAGGACUGAGGAGGAGAAAGUGGAGGUGUAAUAGUGUAUGUGGGGAUUGUGCCUUGCUUAAGUUAUAGAACACAUUCAGAAGCUUUCCUACAGAAUUCAAUUUUUCAACUGUAACCAAUAUGUUUAUAGUCAAUCAUUUCGAGCAUGUUUUUACAUGCUUAUGAA